AUGGCUGUAUUUCAUGAUGAGGUAGAGAUAGAAGACUUCACAUAUGAUGAAGAAAAAGAGCUCUACCAUUAUCCUUGCCCGUGUGGAGAUCGAUUUGAAAUAACCAAGGAAAUGCUAGAAAUGGGAGAAGAUGUUGCCACAUGUCCGAGCUGCUCCCUGAUUGUCCGCGUAAUUUACGAUCCAGAUAUGUUUGUCAACAUGGAGACAUCAACAGUACCCCCACAGCAGACAGUUGCCGCCAACAACUAA
This is a messenger RNA of Strongylus vulgaris, 249 nucleotides long. NCBI's taxonomy places the organism in Eukaryota, Metazoa, Nematoda, Chromadorea, Rhabditida, Strongylidae. The record is from the annotation of a GenBank genome assembly.